Nycticebus coucang (slow loris) is the source of this 3477-nucleotide messenger RNA. RefSeq names its product zyxin (gene ZYX). Lineage: Eukaryota; Metazoa; Chordata; Mammalia; Primates; Lorisidae. Gene Ontology annotation, biological process: transforming growth factor beta receptor signaling pathway; integrin-mediated signaling pathway. The record is from RefSeq and is a predicted model, not a curated record. The coding region runs from base 973 to 3069 and encodes 698 amino acids. The transcript is spliced from 10 exons.
UGCAACGGAUUUGGAUGCGCAAGGACAGGAAACGGGGGAGAAGGGCAUGGACAAGGCUGUAACGGCUGACGCGAGGAGAGACAAGGAAGCGCCUCCGGGUAGAUAUUGGACUAGAAGGCGACAAGCCGUGACUCAAUAGUUUGCAGGCAGUGAGUGUAGAAGAAUUCGGGCCGCGAUUGGGUAAGUUUCCCAGUGCAAUUAAAAAAGCAGAAGAACCCAGAUCUGGUUUCCUUUGCGUGGCCUGGGGCAGAGGCGCGGGCCGAAGAAUCCGGUCUGACCAGUGGGGGGCUCCACUGCGCGCAGUUUCCGAAUCCCCAAGAACCCGGCGGUAGCCCUGCGGCUCCUGGAUAGGGUGGGUCGCCCUGGGCGCUCAAUAGCUGCUUUAGACGUGUUGUCGGCGUCCGGGUGGGUCCUCCGGGCUCCAAGUCCUCUGGCCGCUCUCGCCUCGGCCCCGCCCUCCACCUCCUUUCCCGGUCUCGCUGGCCCCGACUGUCCCUAGCAGCUGAUCCGCCCGCUGGGGCGCGGGUGAUGCGAAUUCCUAGAAGCCUUCGGAGGCUGCCGGGCGUUGGAAGUUAGCAUCCCCUCAAAACGCCAGAGGGUUGUGCUCACACACGCCCUCCCACCCCCGCCCCUGUUACAGAGAGUCAGGGCCGGGUGCAGGGAUAGACAAUGCCUCCGCUCAACACCCGCGUCCUCCCUGGAAGCCAAAUCCAUCAGUCCUUCCAGCCCAGCCUGACCCUCAGGGGAUCUGGGGCGCGGGGCUGGCAGCUGGCUGGGGAGGCGGUGGCGGGAGGGACUCAGGUAAAGAGAGGCCCAGAGCGGGAGGGGCUGGGGCGCCGCAGGGAUGCAGCCGGGGCUGUUCUAGUACCUUCAGGGCACCCGCCCGACCUAAGCUGCCUGAGCCGGGAGCUGGGACUGUGAGUCAGAUCUCCGGCACCCGCCAGUCGAACCGGGAGGGGGGAAGGUCAGGAAAUGACAUCAGAGGCCUGUGCUUGGGGGAGCGGUGGUCUGUGCCCCGCCAGAGCGGCGGGGGCGACGGUGAGGAGGAGCGGCCGGGGCUGGAGGACCUGGCGGAGCUUCUGGCCCGGGGCUGGACUAGGGCCCCUUCCUGGGGGAGUUUCCUGCUUGGUCCGCCCAGCCCUGCUCUCCCCGCCCCCUCUCCGGGCCGCUCCUUGUAUGGUCUCGCGCCUCUCUCUCCCCGCCCUCUCCCUCCCUCUCUCUUCCGCGCGUCCCUCCCCGCCUCACUGGAGGCUGCUUCGGACCCGGACGCAGAGUCCUCGGACCAGGCGCCAAGGCGGCACCCGAGACCCGGCGCGCACGCUCCCACCCGCGCAGCCCGGCUGGGCCAUGGCGGCUCCCCGCCCGUCUCCUGCGAUCUCCAUCUCCGUCUCGGCUCCGGCUUUUUAUGCCCCGCAGAAGAAGUUCGGCCCUGUGGUGGCCCCAAAGCCCAAAGUGAAUCCUUUCCGGCCUGGGGACAGCGAGCCUUUCCCGGCAGCAGGGGCCCAGCGCGCGCAGAUGGGCCGGGUAGGCGAGGUCCCCCCACCGCCCCCAGAAGACUUUCCCUUACCGCCCCCUCCACUCGUUGGGGAUGGCGACGACGAGGGUGCUCUGGGAGGUGCCUUCCCACCCCCGCCUCCCCCGAUCGAAGAACCGUUUCCCCCUGUGCCUCUGGAGGAGGAGAUCUUCCCUUCCCCGCCACCUCCACUGGAGGAGGAGGGAGGGUCCGAGCCCCCCAUAUCGCUCCCACAGCAGCCUAGGGAGAAGGUGAGCAGUAUUGACCUGGAGAUCGACUCUCUGUCCUCACUGCUGGAUGACAUGACCAAGAAUGAUCCCUUCAAAGCCCGGGUAUCAUCUGGAUAUGUCCCCCCACCAGUGGCCACUCCAUUCAUUUCCAAGUCCAGUACAAAGCCUGCAGCUGGGGGCACAGCACCCCUGCCUCCUUGGAAGGCCCCUUCCAGCUCCCAGGCUGUGCCCCAGGCUCCAGCUCAGCAUCAGAGCCAGCAGUUCCAUGUUCAGUCCCAGCCUCAGGCCAAGCCUCAGGCCCAGUCCCAGCCCCAGGCCCAGCCCCAGCCCCAGCCUGUGCCUUUGGCUAACACCCAGCUCAAAGGACCCCCAACCCCAUCUCCAGCUCCAGCUCCUAAGUUUUCUCCAGUAACUCACAAGUUUACUCCUGUGGUGUCCAAGUUCAGCCCUGGAGCCCCAGGUGGACCCGGUUCACAGUCAAAUCAAAAACUGGGGCCCCCCGAAGCUCCCUCUUCUACUGGCACAGGCUCCCCUCAACCUCCCAUCUUCACCUCUGCUCAGCAGAGGGAGAAGCCCCGAGUACAGGAGAAGCAGCACCCAGUGCCCCCGCCGACUCAGAACCAAAAUCAGGUGCGCUCCCCUGGGGCGCCGGGACCCCUGACUCUGAAGGAGGUGGAGGAGCUGGAGCAGCUGACCCAGCAGUUGAUGCAGGACAUGGACCAUCCUCAGAGGCAGAACGUGGCUGUCAGUGAAUUCUGUGGCCAGUGUCGCCAGCCCUUGGCCCGGGCACAGCCUGCCGUUCGCGCGCUGGGGCAGCUGUUCCACAUCACCUGCUUCACCUGCCGACAGUGCUCACAGCAGCUCCAGGGGCAGCAGUUCUACAGCCUGGAAGGGGCACCUUACUGUGAGGGCUGCUACACUGACACCUUGGAGAAGUGCAAUACUUGUGGGCAGCCCAUCACUGACCGCAUGCUGAGAGCCACUGGCAAGGCCUACCACCCGCAGUGCUUCACUUGCGUGGUCUGCGCCUGUGCCCUGGAGGGUACCUCCUUCAUUGUGGACCAGGCCAACCGGCCCCACUGCGUCCCUGAUUACCACAAGCAGUAUGCCCCGAGGUGCUCUGUCUGUGCCCAGCCCAUCAUGCCUGAGCCUGGCCGCGAUGAGACCGUGAGAGUGGUUGCUCUGGACAAGAACUUCCACAUGAAGUGUUACAAAUGUGAGGACUGUGGGAAGCCCCUGUCAAUUGAAGCUGAUGACAAUGGCUGUUUCCCCCUGGAUGGCCAUGUGCUUUGUCGGAAGUGCCACACUGCCAGAGCCCAGACCUGAGUGAGGACCAGCCCCUUUCAGAUUGUGGACCACCCCCACUGAGACAAACCACCCCCACCUUCUACCCUUUCAUUUCAAAGUUCUCCCCAGAACCCCAAGAUGCCUAAGGAUGCAGAGUCCCCACCCUGGGGUCUAAAGCCCUGGCUCUAGUCCUUGCCUGCCCUGAAGGGAUGGCCCACCAUCCUGCAGGUGUCCCACCUGAGGGGACACCAGGUUUAGUGCUGCUGCUUUCACUGCUGCGCCCACGCCCUUGUCCAGCCCUGAGCAGCCUCUGUACUUUGCUUGCUAAGGGCCAGAGACACCCUGACCCACUGGGAGCCUGGGGCAACCAGCCUGGACACGCCCACCUUCCCAUGCUGCUGCCAGGUUGUGGCUACAGCUACAAAUAAAAAUCCUUGUUUUCCAGAA